Medioppia subpectinata is the source of this 1656-nucleotide messenger RNA. The record is from the annotation of a GenBank genome assembly. Lineage: Eukaryota; Metazoa; Arthropoda; Arachnida; Sarcoptiformes; Oppiidae.
ACCGAUCGGUGCAUUGAAAGCACAUCCAGUCUAUUGGCCGGCGCUUAUCCGCCCAAAACUCAGGACUGGAUUUGGGAUAUCGGAGGGGACGCUAAGUUGGCUCAUUCCUGGCAACCCAUCCCUAUCCAGACUUUUAUGCCACACGAAGACGAUCUGGUUUGCAAUGAGGACAAAGACUGUCCGCUUGUGGACCGCGAGAGGGCGAAGAUAUUUGAAAGACCGGAACUUAAAAAGUUUACUGAAAGUCAGAAAGAAGUGUAUAAGAAGGCAUCGGAGGCCAGCGGAUGGUCUAUUAAAUCUAUCAGAGAUGCAGCCAUUUUGUGGGAUACACUGCAGAUUGAAUUCGCCCGCAAUUACAUCUGGAAUAAAACGUGGACUCAGGAGGAAGAGAAGAAAAUGAUCGACGACUUGUAUUUAUCGCGAGAAAUGCAAUUCCGAUAUGAUUGGGACAGUCCGGUCAUUAGACGGCUGAGAGGCGGCGGUUUGGCCUCACAGUUGAUCCAUAAUAACCAGAAAGUGGUGGACAUUAAAAACAAUCGGAAACUAUACGUAUACUCAACGCACGACUCAACUGUUGCCGCACUAAUCAAUGCACUCAAUCUGUCAAACCGUGAUUUUCCGCCCUUCGGUGCGACCCUUCUCUUUGAAUUACACCAAAACAACAUGAAGUAUUGGCACGAAGGGGGCGGAGAACUGGCCCUCAAAGGCAAGUAUCGUAUGUAUAAAUUGGGAGAAUUCAUACGACAAGAGUAUAACGACUAUUUGGGCGAUAAAUACUCGCCCCGAGAGGUGUUUGACCGAAGUUCGGUCACCGAUCGGUGCAUUGAAAGCACAUCCAGUCUAUUGGCCGGCGCUUAUCCGCCCAAAACUCAGGACUGGAUUUGGGAUAUCGGAGGGGACGCUAAGUUGGCUCAUUCCUGGCAACCCAUCCCUAUCCAGACUUUUAUACCACACGAAGACGAUCUGGUUUGCAAUGAGGACAAACACUGUCCGCUUGUGGACCGGGAGAGGGCCAAGAUAUUUGAAAGACCAGAAAUUAAAACGUUUACUGAAAGUCAGAAAGAGGUGUAUAAGAAGGCAUCGGAGGCGAGCGGACAGUCCAUAAAAUCCAUUCAGAGUGCAUCUGAUUUAUGGGAUGUCCUACAGAUUGAAUUCGCCCGCAAUUACAUCUGGAAUAAGACGUGGACUCAGGAGGAAGAGAAGAAAAUGAUCGACGACUUGUAUUUGUCGAGAGAAAUGCAAUUCCGAUACAAUUGGGACAGUCCUGCCAUUAGACGGCUGAGAGGGGGUGGUUUGGCCUCACAGUUGAUCCACAAUAACAGAGAAGAGGUGGCCAAUCAAAACAAUCGGAAACUAUACGUGUACUCAACACACGACACAACUGUUGCCGCACUAAUCAAUGCACUCAAUCUGUCCAAUCGAGAUAUGCCGCCCUUCGGUGCGACCCUUCUCUUUGAAUUACACCAAAACAGUAAAACCAAUGAAUAUUUUGUGAGAACUUUCUAUCAAAACGAGACUACAAUUAAUGAAGGGAUUCCUCACGCCCUCAGUUGGGGUGACUGCCAGUCGCUGACCGACUGUCCAUUUGAUAAAUACAUUGAAUCCACGAAACACUUGUUGUACACAGACUUUGAUAAGGAAUGUAAUGCUUUAUAA